Messenger RNA from Volvox carteri f. nagariensis, 882 nucleotides. RefSeq lists its product as uncharacterized. The transcript is spliced from 7 exons. Bases 1 to 882 code for a protein of 293 amino acids. Lineage: Eukaryota; Viridiplantae; Chlorophyta; Chlorophyceae; Chlamydomonadales; Volvocaceae. The record is from RefSeq and is a predicted model, not a curated record.
AUGCCUAAGCGAGGCGAGGAGCCCGGACCAACAACACGGCAGCAGUUCAUUAAAAAACAUCCAUCCGGGGCAACAUCACAUCCCGGGCCCACAUCCACAUCUGCUCCCGGAUCGCAUUCCAAGAAAACAGCAGAACAGCCGCCGCCGCCGCAACACCUGACCGCCGCAACACCCUGGGCCGCUGCCACGCCACCGUCUCUCAAUCCGUCUAUCGCCGCGCCAAUCCUUCAGUCCGGGACAGACAACGAUGCUGACGGCAUCGGCUUCAGCUUCGGCACCGACAUCAGGAUCAGCGACGUCGACGUCGACGUCGAUGGCGACGUCGACGGCUGUAGCAGCAGGCGAGCCCGCGUUCAGCAAAUCAGUGGCUGUGUACGGGCACUCAAGCUGCCUUGCUCAGUAGUUAGUGCGAGGACAGGUCGCAAUACCGGGGGUGAGGAGGAGGAGGAGGAGGAGGACCCUAAGGAGCAGGGGCGGCAGAAGGGGCGGCAGAAAGGGCUAGGGCGGCUGCGGCGGCGCAAGCGUAAGCACGGAGAUGCUGGUGAUGAUGAUGACGCAGUGCAGGCGCGGGACGAUGCAAACGAUGACGUGGAUCCGGGCAGAAGGCGUUUUAAGGCUUGCCUAAUCAGGACACGGACCGCUUUGGAGGCGUCUCGGGCCGCGGAUGAGGUCAAGAAGCUGACUGGGGCCCUUUUUUCGCAGCACCGUACUGGUGCCGCUAGCAUGGCAGCAACAUCGAUCGAUCGCUUUCAGGCAUCAGCCGGGAGAGAAACAGGCAGCUGCAGUUCCUGGCUGGAAUCGCCCCGCGGGGAUGAUGACGGCACGCUGUAUGUUGGUAUCCGUGACGGUGCUCCUGCCGCGAUCGAGGUCCACGACUUCUAA